Sitodiplosis mosellana (orange wheat blossom midge) is the source of this 3606-nucleotide messenger RNA. It is a transcript of the gene TRAM, whose product is annotated as translocating chain-associated membrane protein 1. The transcript has 5 exons. Bases 1383 to 2501 code for a protein of 372 amino acids. Lineage: Eukaryota; Metazoa; Arthropoda; Insecta; Diptera; Cecidomyiidae. Gene Ontology annotation, cellular component: endoplasmic reticulum membrane. Gene Ontology annotation, biological process: protein insertion into ER membrane; SRP-dependent cotranslational protein targeting to membrane, translocation. The record is from RefSeq and is a predicted model, not a curated record.
AGUGCUAGUACACUCACAUCAAUUAAGCGAGACAUGAAAGAUAAAAUGUCAAAAACCAAGGAAAAAUAAAGAAAUAUGGUGAACCUCUUGAAAUGUCAAACCAUUUCAGUUUUGUUUGGAUGCUGAAAAUUUGUUUUGUAUGAAAAUUUCUCGAAUUUAUUUAGAAACCGAUACGGAAUCGUACACAAUUUUAGCGAAUCAUGUGUUUUAAUGGAAAAUGAAAAUGGUGUAAGUGGUGAAAAAAAGUGUAUGUCUGACAAAAUGCUAUAACAGCAUUGCUGUUGAACACCCGAUUUUCAAUGGAAUAUGCUUGAAAAAUUGAAAGCUUAUUUCAAUUGAAGGCAAAAUUAUGCGAAAGUUGAAUUCGCUUUAAAGAAAUAGGUUGGAGAAGAAAAGUGUCAAAAUCAAGUAAAUCGUAUUCAACAGAUUGAUUAUUUUCGAGGUUGCACACAAGAGAAUAGCUCGAUAGUCAUGUUGGCAAUUGUUCAAUGAAUGUAUGCCGGCAUUCAACUGCUAUAAAACAAUAGAUGUCUUUGACACGAAAAAAAACUAUGAAAGAAAAUAUCAAUAAACUUGAAUUGAGUUCACAAACGAAGAAACGAGUUCAGCCGAGAAAGACAAAAAACCAUUCCGUUCGAAAUAAUUUGAGCAAGUUUUUUUCGGUUGGAAUUGGAAAAAUAUCAACGAUUUAUUUAAAGGAACCAAAGUACAACAAAAGUCGGAGUGUUAUCAGUGUAAAUGAGACGCACACGAACUCAGUCGGCACCGGGCGAAUGCAAUGUAUUGAGUUAUUUUUUUUUACUAAUCACAACAAGAAACACCAGCUUUAUUUUUCGGUUCGGUUCGGUAGUAUUAAUUGUUUGUUGCACACAGACACAUUUGUCCCACCAACAACAACAACAAACAUCAUCAUCAACAGCGUAAAUGUCAAUGCGGCGGUGGCGGCGGCGGCGAUAGUGACGGCGGGCGUUCCACAAACGCGUUAUGCGAUAACGAAAGCAUCUUGGCAAGUUGUGGGAGCGGGUCGAAUAUAGGCGAAAACGGCAGAAAGAAAAGAGAGACAGAGAGAGAGAGAGAAAGAAAAAAGAGACAGAGAGAGAGAGAGAGAGAAAAGAUUAAGAGAGAGAAAAAAACCAUAGAAAGAUCAACACACAACAUACAAGCAAAGCCAACCUGUGUGUACAAUAAAUUAAAAAGUUACAACAGAGCAACAACACAUCAAAUAACACAAAAAUCAGCUAAAACAAAAAUCAAAACGUGAUUAGCCGUAGUGUAAGGUGUACGUGAAUUUCUACUCGUUCUCGUCCCGGAGACAAAACAAUUCGACACAAAACAACACACAUUUAUUAUUAUUAAUAUAGAUAAAAUAGCAUUUAGUAGUGAUGGCAAUCAAACCCGGCAUAGCUAGAAAAUCAUCAAACAAAAAUCCACCGUUUUUUAGCCAUGAAUUUGUGAUACAGAAUCAUGCUGAUAUAGUUUCCUGUGUAGCAAUGGUUUUUGUCGUGGGACUUAUGUUACCUGCAACUGCCCCUAUAGCCAGCAUUUUUGUUGCAUUGCACCAUAAUGUAACGGGAGCAGAGCCAAGCCAUGAAAAUCCCAGAGGAUUACCAUUUUCUUAUGAAUCAGGAUGGAAAGAUUGGUGUUGCGUAUUCUUUUAUACAUUAAUUUGUAUCAUAAUGCACGCGCUAUUGCAGGAAUAUUUAAUCGAGAAAAUCUCGAAAAAAUUACAUUUGUCCAAAUUUAAGUUGGCCCGUUUCAAUGACUCGUGCCAGUUACUGGUAUUUUAUCUGAUGUCAUGCGUAUGGGGAUUGGAUGUUAUCAUUCGCGAAGGAUACUUUAGCCAAUUGUCAUUGUUGUGGGAUCAAUUCCCUGAACAUCCAAUGAUUUUCCUCCACAAAUUAUUUUUCAUCAUUCAAUUGGCCUACUAUUUCCACAUGUUGCCUGAGCUGUACUUGCAAAAAGUGAAAAAAGAGGAUCAACAAUCGAAAAUCAUUCAUGCCGUCUGUAGUUUUUCAUUUAUUGCGCUCGCCUAUUUCUUGGGUUUCCAACGCAUUGCAUUAGCAUUGCUCACCCUACACUAUGCCAACGAAGUUGUGUCGCACAUUUUCCAAUUGGUCGACAUCUUUGAUCGCGACGAAAAGCUCACCAAAUUGCAUUAUAUCAACCAUUCGAUUUUCAUUGCAACCCGUUUCGGUUCGAUGCUAUUGGCCCUAUUGACCUUGUACUAUGGCAUCGAAAGUAGUGCUAAAACGAAAUUCGCAUUGGUCGCUGUGUGGGGACUGCAAGGAUUUUUAAUUUUUCGAUUUUUCAAUAAUUUUUUGCGCGCUAAAAGCGAAAAAUUAGGCGAAAAAAAUUUGAUAAAGAAACGUAAUGCUACAACCAAUGCCAAAACGGUGGCCGGCGCUGAAAAAUCGAAAAAAGACCGAAAGAAGGAGAGCGAUCUACCGGAAGCUGACCAAAAUUCCAACUCCGGUCGACAUGAAUUGAAAAAAGUGAAAUGAAUAACAAACAAUUGCUACCGUAUUUACGAAUGAUGUAUGUUUCUUUUUUAAAUGGUUUAAAUGUGAAUGAAUCCGUGUGCGUAUGAAUUUAUGUGAGUGCUUGAUGUGUGAGAGCAUGUGUGCCAAUGGUUAAAAAGUUUAAAUUUUUUUUUUCUCGAUUAGAAUCAACACAAUAAUAAUUCUUUUUUUUUUGCAUUGAAUAUAUAUUCAAUGUCCAUCCCGUCAUCUAUAUUGAUGCAUACAUUUAUUUAAACAUGAUUCAAUUAGGCAACAAGUAAAACAAUUGGAAAGAAGAGAAAGGAAAUGCAAAACAUUGAAUAAUUACGAUGGAAUUUAAUUACAACUAUUUCGAGACGAUAUUUUCAACACUUUUAUCAACACUGUAAUCACACGCAAUAAAAAUAACACUCAUGAUAAACAAAAAAAAAAAAACAAACAUGAAAAACACACACACACACACACAUUUCAAAACCGAUUUUCAUAAUUGUUUUCUAUUUGAUAAUAAUUAAAUAUAAUUGUUGCAUUUAAUUUACGUUUCGUUCCGUCAAAUCUCUCUCUUCUUCUUGUAAAGCAUUUUACUUUGUUUCUUUCUUUUUCGCUCGAUGUCCAAAAAUCAAGGCAAUUUUUUUUAGACUUUAACCAAUUGUUAAUCGAAACAUUCUAAACCAUUUGUUCUUUUUGUUUAAUCAAAAUUAAAUGCGCACCACAAAUCGCAACAACAACAAAAAACAUGCAAUAGGAAAAUUUGAGUCUUCUCAGUGUUGUUUAUUUGUGUUUUAUUUUUAUUCUUUUUUUUUGUCUCGUCCAAACCAGAAAAAAAAACAAACUCUAAAUAUUUAUGUUUUAUUAUUCUCGUGACCGAUUGAGUUUCGAUAGACAAAUAUGCGUUUACAUUACGCACUAUCGGCUCAACGGCUCAUUUUCAUUUCAUCUGUUUUUUACGUUGAAAAUUUUUUUUCCGGUAAAAUGGAAAAAAUUUGCAAAUAAAAAAUGACAAAAGAAACAAUAUUUUGAUAUAUAAAGUGAACGGAAAAAAAUUUGUAAAAAAAAAAUCUAAACAAUUUUGAAUAAAAAUCAAUCGAAAAUACUUAAUUAAAAUGAAAAA